AGCUCAGUAGGGUAUACACUCCCGAGAAUACCCUUCGUCUCUACAAUCUACACCACUCUCUGUUUCUAAUAAACCCCAAACGGCCAAACCUUGAAACCGAAAACCCCAACUACAGCUUAUUCGUAACAAAAAAAAAAAAAAAUCAACAAGUAAAUAUGUUGCUCCGAUCACUCCUCCGAGCAACCACCGGCGCCGCCUCACCACUCCGGCAAUAUCAGUGGCAGCUCACCAAUUGCCGGAACAUGGCCUCUAAAACCCCUAAAGCUAAAGGUGGUUCCACCAAAGGAAAGAAAACCCAGCCAAAAUUCGAUAAGAAAACACAGACCAAAUCCGAUCUAAAGGAUAAGAAGCCUGAAGAAGUGCUGGUGGCGAGCCCCGACUCUAUUGCUAAACAAGAUGCGGAGCUCCGCCGCCGUCUGCUAGCGGAGGAUGAGAAGAACCCCGCCCUCGACGUGGGCCCCAAUGGCCGCUCUCUCUUCACUUCCGCUCCGUCUCUCUCGUCCCUCACCGAUAAUGAUGUCAACCAUUACUUUCGAUUCAGCAUGAAGGAGUUAAACGAGGUUUUGCCAGAGGGGCUUCCAUUGGGAAUGGUGAAGGAAUUUGAGGAAUCAUGCAGGAGUGCCUUGUUGGUGCGGCGGUGUUUCAUUGAACUUCGGGAUAAUUUCAGGCAGGCUGCUGAUCCUUCAUUAGCAGCUAAGUCUAAAGGUCAUAAAGUAAGAAAGCAAAUUGUACUAGAUGGCCUUUUGAGUUGUGGGAAGAGUACUGUACUUGCAAUGCUUGUUAACUGGGCCCGCAAGGAAGGUUGGCUUGUGCUUUAUGUCCCUCGAGGCCGAGACUGGACACAUGGUGGAUUAUUCUAUAAAAAUCCUGAGACUAAUCUGUGGGAUACCCCUGUGCAGGCUUUAAACAUUCUACAAGAUUUCUUGAAGUUCAAUAAGUCUUUAUUGGAAGGUAUAACUUGCAAAAUACUUGAUCCUAUUCCUUUGGGAGAGGGUGCUGGUGUUGGCUGGCCAAAGGGUAGGGAUAAGAUGCAAAUUCUUGAAGGGACAACUCUUUCCCAGCUAGUUGAGGCUGGAGUUAAAGACUCACAUGCUGCUGUUGGAGUGGUGGUUAGAUUGAGGAAGGAAUUAUCUAAAGUGACUAGCGUCCCCGUUCUUAUUGCAAUUGAUCAAUAUAAUAAUUGGUUCACAUUUACUGACUUUGAGGAGCCAGUGACGGAUCGUUCUGUUCGACCCAUUCAUGCUAGAGAAGUUGCUACUGUCAAUGCAUUCAGGUCAAUGAUGCAUGAUGAUAUGAUGGUGGGCGCCUUUUCUCAUUCAACUGCCGUUGGAAAAUUGCGUCAAGAAUUGCCAGAUGUUCCUACUGAUGCUCGAAUCAUUCUCCCUCGGUACAAUUUGGAUGAGGCCGCUACCGUCUGCCAUUACUAUCUCAGGCAAAGACUAGCGAAGCAUGAUGCAUUUACGGAGGAAAACUGGAAAAAGAUCUUCUACUUGUCUCAUGGAAAUGGAACAGAAAUGAGAUAUUUAGUUCCUUUCAUGCGGUGACACACAUCAACUCUCAAAAGACAAAUGCUAAAAUUUUCACGGUCCCAGCAGUCAGAAGAAGGUUGGGAGCAUGCUGCCUUACACCAGAGAACCAACUUAAAAAAUGUUGUGUUUUGUUUGAGAUAGGAUACCGCCAUUUCAGGUUAAUGUGUUUGGACAUACUAGUAUAAUGCCCUGAAUUUUUUUGGGGGGUUGGGAUUAUUAACAAUCUAGGAUUUUGGGUACAAUUGAAUUAUUGAUGUCAUGCCUAGUCUCCCAUGUUUUAUUUUGGAUAUAAUAUUUUCCGCUUGUAAUGAAUAAGGCUGUCAUUACAUACAGGUUGGUGCUACUAUGCAACAAGUAUUUAUAUUUAUA
Molecule: messenger RNA, 1898 nt
Organism: Salvia hispanica
Lineage: Eukaryota; Viridiplantae; Streptophyta; Magnoliopsida; Lamiales; Lamiaceae
Product: mitochondrial 28S ribosomal protein S29-like protein
Cellular component (GO): mitochondrial small ribosomal subunit
Molecular function (GO): structural constituent of ribosome
Source: RefSeq, a predicted model, not a curated record